AUGCAAAGUUGGGGUCAAUGGCAAGUGCCACCGACUGGUCCAGCUGCUGGACCGAUGCCACAACCACCAGCGGCUCCAGGUUAUCCUUCUUCUGGCACUGAUCCUAUGGCAACAAUGCAAGCAUAUAUGCAAUAUUAUAAUCAACCAGCUCCUAGUGGAUAUACCACUGAACAAUGGGCCGCAGCUCAACAACAAAAUUGGGCCCAAUGGCAACAAUGGCAACAACAAUAUCAACAAUGGCAAGCACAAUAUGGUGCAAAGUAUCAAGAAUCUAUGAAACAGAUGUCAAGUAUCACUGGUAUUUCAACAUUGCAACCGCCUCCACUUCCUAAAGAAGAUUUUUCGACUAAACCACCUUUGCCACCUGAAAAUAUAAACCAAAACAUUGGUAUACCCCCGCCUACCCAUAAUAACUUUCCAUUUUCGUUUAAAACAAACGUAAAUCCUCCCUUGCCACCUGGGCAGCCACCACCACCCCCUGACAAUCCUCCGCCGUCUGAUAAUGAUUUAACCGGUAUUAAACGUAGUGCUAAUGAUCAUCUCAAUACUAGUAGUGCUAAAAAAUCCAAGAGUGAAGACGAUGAACUUACCGAUGCUGAAAAAACAUUUGACGCCCAAUUUAAACAAUGGGAAGAACAAUUUAAUAAGUGGAAACAACAGAAUGCUAAUCAUCCAGACAAGGCUCAGUACAAGCAGUACGAAGCAAAAUGGACAUCAUGGCGGGAAAAAUUAAUUGAGCGGCGCGAACAAAUGAGAAAGAAACGUGAGGCGCAAAAAGCUAAAGCUGAAGCUGAAAAGAAAAAAUCAUUACCUGGUGGUGAUAAAUUACUUAAUAUAUUAUCAAAUACUGAAAAUCAAGGAUUGAUCAAUAACUUAUUGGGUAUUGGAAAAACACUUGGGUUGUCUGGUAAAGAAGCACCAUCUGUUCCAAGUAGCCAACCAACAUCAACUGUGACGUCGGUAAAUUUACCAGUUCAGACAACAGCGCAGUCAGCAAUGCCGGGAAUUCCAGCUCCGAUGACAGCAGACGUAAGUCAACAAGCUUGGGCUGCUCAACAAUGGGCUCAAUAUAACAUGGCUGCCAUGGCUGUUCCUCCGUAUACAAGUUAUCCGCCUCCAGUAAUACCACCACCAACUCAACAGCUUGGUGCUCCGAAUCCACUCGGCUAUAAUCAAACAAUGGCUCCACCGACUAAUCCACUUGGCAAUUUUUCUCAACCACCGCCGGGAUUCCCGUCUAAUACAAAUACAUUUUCUCAACCACCAUCCGGAGGAUUAUCAGGAAAUCAGAAUGCGCCAUUUAAACCUGAUGACAACUCAAACGUGCCAUUUAGAAAUGAUCAAUCAUUCAACAAUCGUUUCGGUUCAAAUGAUUCAAAUAAUCGCCAAAACCAAGAUGGUAAUAACCAAUUUAGAUCCAAUGAUUCGUUUAAUCGUGAUAGUGGUUCGAAUCGAUUUAAUCAAGACGAUCGCAAUAAUUUUCCGGGUGAUCGCAAUAAUUCAAAUUUCAGACGCGAUGGGCCACAAAGUCGGGACUUUGGAUCCGAUAAUCGAUCGAAUGAUUAUCGUUCAGGAGACUCUUUUGGAUCUAAAGAUCGAUCAAACGAUAGAAACUUUGGUGACAAUAGAUUUUCGAGAGAUGAUGGAAGCUCGAGAGACCAAGACCGAUUUGGAGGAUCUAAUAGAGAUUCGUUUAACUCUGGUUUUGAUCGCCGGCCAGGACCAAAUAAUCGAGGAUCGAUGGAUUCGGAAGAUCGCUUUGGCAACAAUAAAUUCAAUGAUGAUCGAUUUGGUUCUGAUAGAUUUAAUUCUGGAUCAGAUAGAAGAGACAACUUUGGUAAUUCAAAUAAUCGUAAUCAAGGUAGAAAUAAUAACAAUAAUAAUAAUAAUAACAAUAACAAUAAUAGUCGUUUUGAUUCGCCUGAAGACAUGCCACCAGAACUUAAAAAAUUAAUGGAAAAACGACGAGCUGCAAUGGAUGUAUUCAAACCAUCAGGUUCAUUUUUGGCACCUGAUAAAUCCGAUACUAAUUUCGGUUCUUUAAGUGAUAGUUUCAAAAAAAUUACUGGUGAUUCACCAUUUUUAUCUCGAAAUCGUUCUAAUGACUUUGGCCGAGGUUCUUUCUCUGAUAACAGAGGACCAUUUUCUGAUAAUUCCAGAGGUCCAGGAUCUUUUGCUCCUAACAAUGAUUCAGAUAGAGAUAGAGAUAGAGAUAGAUUUCGUGAUGAUUUUCGCUCUCGAGAAUCUGAUUUUCGUCACCGUGGAUCUGAUGACUUCAAUGAUCGUUCUAAUAAUACAGGACCACGUGGGUCGAACGAUUUUGGUUCUCGUGGCAGAGAUUUCGGACCGAGAGGAUCUGACUCUGAUUUUGGCAGGGAUCGUGGGUUUGGAAAUUUCAUGAGUCGAUCAAAAUCACCUCCUAAAGAAGAUUUAACACAAACUGAUUUCCAUAAACCACCCCCUUUGAUGGAAGGACGUCAAUCAAUGCCGGAUAAUCGUCAAUCAAUGCUGGAUAAUCGUCAAUCAAUGUCAGACAAUCGUCAACCAAUGCUGGAUAAUCGGCAAUCAAUGCCGGACAAUCGGCAAUCAAUGCUGGAUAAUCGGCAAUCGAUGCCGGACAAUCGGCAAUCAAUGACGGACAACCGUCGACCGAUGACAGAAGGACAUCAACCAGGAAUAGAAGAACGACCAUCUUUGAUAGAAGGACGCCCACCUGUGUCUGAAGAACAUUCAUUGAUGAAGGAAGGAUAUUCAUCGCUAAUGGAUAUACAGCCUGCAAUGAAAAGUAACCAGUUACCUGAAGAAGAAAAACAGUUGCCUGAUGUUAAUGAAAAUGAAAACACAAGUAAGUCGGUUACAGAGUCUAUACCAAGCCUCCCGGCUAUGGACGUGCCGCCGUGGAUGGAUCCUCAGAUCAUGCAAAAUCGUCCCCUUGACAAAGAACAUACUGCAGAUGAAACUUCUUUCCCGAUUGCUGAAAGAAUAACAGAGACAAAUAAUUCUGCUGCAAAUGAUGAAACUUUUAAGAGUCAGACUACAAAGCUUACGGAACCUGAAAAAAAAUUAGAUGUUUUGCCAUUUAUGGGUGAAAAUGAUCCAAAACCUGAGGACCUCAAUAUGGAGCCGCCACCUGAGUUACCGAACUUAGGUCCAGUCAAUAGAACUUAUGAAACAAAAGAACAAGGAAGAGACUUCGAUUCUAGUUCCAAUGAUCGGCCUUUUGAUAAAAGAGAUACUGGAUCUGACUCUUUCGACAAUAAAGAGCAAAAAUCUUUUGAGGCUAAAGAUUCUGAUCUAAGAGAAUCUAGAGAAACUACUAAUUUUGACUCUAAGAGAUCUGAUUCAUUCGGGCCUAGAGGAUCUAAUUCGUUUGACUUUAGACGGCCUGAUCCAUUUGGACUCAAAGGGCCCGCUCCGUUUGGACCCAAAGAACCUGAUACAUUUGGACCUAGAGGAUCUGAUGCAUUUGGACCUAGGGGAUCUGAUUCAUUUGGGCCUAGAGGGUCUGAUGCAUUUGGACCGAGAGGAUCUGAUUCAUUUGGGCCUAGGGGAUCUGAUUCAUUUGGACCUAAAGGAUCUGAUUCAUUUGGACCGAGAGGAUCUGAUCCAUUUGGACCUAAAGGAUCUGAUUCAUUUGGACCUAGAGGAUCUGAUUCAUUUGGCCUUAGAGGAUCUGAUCCAUUUGGACCUAGAGAAUCUGACUCUUUUGGACCUAGAGGACCCGAUUCUUUCGGACCUAGAGGACCUGAUCCAUUUGGUCCUAAAAGGCCUGAUUCGUUUGGACCCAGAGGAUCUGAUUCAUUCGGACCUAGAGGUCCCGCGCCAUUUGGACAAAGAGGACCUGAUUCAUUUGAACCCAGAGGAUUUGAUUCGUUUGAACCUAGAAGGUCUGAUUCGUUUGGACCGAGGGGUUCUGACUCGUUUGGACCCGGAGGACCUGGUAUGUUCGGACCCAGAGGACCCGGUCCAUUUGGACCAAGAGGACCUGAUUCAUUCGGGCCAAGAGGGCCUGACUCUUUUGCUUCUAGAGGGCCUGAACCAUUCGGACCAAGAGGUAAUGAUUCUUUUGGACCCAGAGGUCUAGAUUCAUUUGGGCCUCGAGGACCCGCACCAUUUGGACCUAGAGAGCCUGAUCCGUUCGAAUCUAGAGGAUCUGACUCUUCUAAUUUCCGAGGUUCUGAUUCGUUUGGACCUAAAGGGCCUGAUCCAUUUGGGCCUAGAGAUCAAUGUGACAAUAAAUUUGCACCAUUUGGUCCUCAGUCUAUGAAUAAUCAGAGAGGCAAUUCAUUACUUACAGGCCCUGGCGGGCUCAACGAGGAUGUUUUUAAUGUAAGGAAUCUUAACGAACCAUUCUUAAAUAAUCGAGGACCCGACGAUUUCGGUUUUCGUCCACAAAAUGCUGGACCGCCGUUUAACGUACGUGAAUUUACUGAUCUGCCAUUUGGAUCACAUUGUGUUGAUAAACCUACUCCACUUCGUGGACUCAAUGAAAAAGCCUUCGGUCCUAUUCCAAGUGUUGUUGAGCAACCAAAAAUUCCAUCACUUUUAUCCGUUAAAUUUGACCCGCCAAUAGGAUUACUGAAUGAACCUCGCAAUGAAAUAUUAAAAGACAAUCCUUUAGAUUCAUCAAAUCGACCUUUUGGUCUGAACUCUCUACCCGGAUCAGGACCACCAUUAGGUCCAGAGAGAGAUCAUCCAAUGCGAUCAAAUUUCCCUAUGAAUGAUUUUCCUCCUCGUGAUAAUCCUGUAUCAUUAUUAGGACCAGCUCCUGGAUCUGGACCUGGACCUUUCUCAUCUUCAUUCGGACCAAUGCAUGGCCCCAAUGACAUGCAAUCUGGCUUCAAUAAGCCUUCAUUGCAAAUGGAUAAUUCGUUUUCACGACGCAUGGGAAAUCAACCUGGACAUAGACGCGAUGGGCCAAUGCAUCCAUCAUUCUGUAUUGAAAAGCAAUUUAAUUAUAAUCAUGGUGAUGGAGCACCUAAUGAAGUAUUUAAUGAUUACAAACCAUCAAAGGUAACAGAUUAUGGUCAUAUCCGUCGUCCAACUGGUCAAGAUUAUAUUACACCAGUGCAGUGCUUUGAUUAUGGUCACGGUAGAUUGAAACCAAUUGUUCCUGAUCAUGAAAUUUAUCCAAGAAUGGACUUUAAACACUGGGUUGAUAAUGAACAUAACCUUAAGGAAUAUAAUGAUGGAUUCUUAGCUUACAAAGAACGCCAGAAUAGAUCAAGAAAAGCUGACAAAAAUCUUCGAACAGAAUCAACUCCUGUUUGGAGACAUGAAGAACGCAAGCGAUUUAGCGAUCAUUAUUCGUCACGAGAUAGAGAAGAUCGAAGGGACAAUCGUGGAAAAGAUAGCCGUGAAGACAAACGAGGAGACAACCGGGACGAUAGAAGAGGAGAAAGUCGCGAAGAUAGACGAGACAGUCGCGACGACAGACGAGAAGACAGGCGACUCAGUAGUUGGGAAGAUAGACGAGACAGUCGUAGGGACAGAAGUGGAGACCGAGGAAAACGGGACUCAGGACAUCACAAGGAUUAUUCUGGACAUUCGAAAGAUUCUAAAGACCAUAAGGAUACUAAAGAUUCGAAGGAUCAUAAAGAUCACCGGGAUAAAAAAGAUCGUCAGCCAUCUUGGGAAAUUGAAAUCGAAAAACUUAGCGAAGAAACUGCACGAAAAAAUUCUGGCGAAGACAGGACACGUGAUAAGUCGAAUCGAACUCAAAAGGAUACUAACACUGAAAUAAAAAAAGAUGAAGAAAGAUCUAAAGGAAAUGUAAGCCGACAGGAGAACUCUACGAACAAUUUCGCCGACUCAACUAAUCAGGAAUCCAGUCAAGAUGCUUCGAAAUUUGAAUCAAAGUCACCGCCGAGGACAAUGGAAUUGGCGAAGACAUCAAAUCUCACGAUGGUGGAUGACUUACUGUUUCCACCAGGUCGUCAGAACAGACCACCAAAAAUAGCAAUCAUCCUAAGAGGACCACCUGGAAGUGGAAAAUCUUUUGUUGCUAAACUCAUUAAGGAUAAAGAACUAGAACAAGGAGGUUCAGCGCCUCGCAUUCUCAGUUUAGACGAUUACUUUUUAACUGAAAAAGAAGUAGAAAGUACUGAUGAUAAUGGAAAAAAAGUUGUUAAUAAGGAAAUGGUAUACGAGUAUGAGGAUGGAAUGGAGCCUAGUUAUUUAACAUCACUAGUCAAAGCUUUCAAAAAAAAUAUUGUCGAUGGAUUUUUCAAUUUCAUAAUUCUCGAUUCUAUCAAUGAAAAAAUUUCAGACUAUGAGGAAAUGUGGAGUUUUGCUAAAUCGAAAGGCUUUAGGGCAUACGUUUGUGAAAUGGAUAUGGACGUUCAAAUUUGUUUGAAACGGAAUAUUCAUAAUCGAACUGAAGAUGAAAUCAACAGAAUUAUCGAUUAUUUCGAGCCGACACCAAAUUAUCAUCAAAUACUAGAUGUCUCAUCAUUGCUACAAGAUGAAGCCAUCGAGCAGGUACAAAUGGAAGAAGUUUCACCAAUUUCCGAUAAUAAAAAAAGUACUGAUACUAAUGAAGACAGCCAGGAUAGUCAAGAAGGACAAGAUAAUUCACUGGGCGUGAGCAAGUGGGAAAAAAUGGAAGCCGAAGAUAAAUUAGAUCGUUUGGAUGGUUUGGCAAAAAGAAAAAAUGACGGUAAACCUCAGACAAUGGAAGACUUUUUACAAGUUCCUGAUUGUUAUGACAGGGAAGAUUCUACAGGAAAAAAACGCGUCCGUUGGGCUGAUUUAGAGGAACGUAAACAGCAAGAAAAAAUGCGCGCAGUUGGUUUUGUUGUUGGACAAACAAAUUGGAAUCGUAUGAUGGAUCCUACAAUGGGCAGCAGCGCUCUCACAAGGACCAAGUUUUACAACUCGAAGGUUCAAGACCUACAUAAUUGAACGGAUAAUUAUCGCGAUAAUUUAAAAAUAAUAAGUAGUAGUUUUUUUUAAACAAUUAAACUUAAGAGAAGUUAGUUAAUUAUAAAUUUAAAUUGAGUCGUUUUAAAUAAAAUUAAAUUUGUAAUAUGAAUUAUAUUAAUUAUAAUUACUAAUAUUUAUUCAGUAUCAAUUGUGAAAAUGGAGAUUGCUUUUUAUAGUAUAAAAUUCAUUCACUUUAAUCAUGCGAUUAAUUAAAAAAAUAAUGUUAACAUCAAUCAUUCCAUAAAUCGAAAACAAAAA
Messenger RNA from Microplitis demolitor, 7182 nucleotides. RefSeq lists its product as uncharacterized. Bases 1 to 6903 code for a protein of 2300 amino acids. NCBI's taxonomy places the organism in Eukaryota, Metazoa, Arthropoda, Insecta, Hymenoptera, Braconidae. The record is from RefSeq and is a predicted model, not a curated record. The transcript has 15 exons. Gene Ontology annotation, cellular component: nucleus. Gene Ontology annotation, biological process: regulation of telomere maintenance.